This is a messenger RNA of Parnassius apollo (apollo), 885 nucleotides long. Lineage: Eukaryota; Metazoa; Arthropoda; Insecta; Lepidoptera; Papilionidae. The record is from the annotation of a GenBank genome assembly.
AUGAAGCGUAGCCAAAAUAUUUUAAAUUUGGCAUUAUCAUUAAGUGGAAUUCCAACUGAUCAAGAGGUAGCUUCGACUUCGUCCAAGGCAAAUGAUCAUGCUACGCAGAAAGUUAUUCCACCACAAGAUAAUAGCUAUUUUAUCGAACGCGGUGAAGACUUACUUUCAUUCAAAAAUAGUAUGCGGGAAAAUGCGGUUGUAAAUUAUUACCCAGAUUCCUUCACCUCAUCUAGUAGAAAAGAACCAUUUUCUCCUGACUUUUCGGAAUAUGUUCCUUCCGACCAGGAUGUUUCAAAAAAUAGUUCUCAACAUUCUUCAGAACAUAAUAUUCCUUUACAAGAGAUACCAACAGCUACAAACAUAUCUGAAAAUAAUACCACUCCCGAAGGGACAGCAAGAAAAGUGAAAAGGAAUGUUCCGAAAAAAACUAAUCCGGGUAGAAAUCGAGGUCAUAAUCGAAAAAACUGGAAACGCAACUUAAGUAAGCGAAAGAAAAAUUCGGGCGAAGAAUAUGUAAACAGAAGCGGAAUCUUAGUCCCAAAGAAAGUUAUGAGGAGUGGUUGUAAUAAUGCCUGUACUAGGAAGUGCAAAGAAAGAUUAAUGGAAACGACAAGACAUGCAAUUUUCAAAGAUUUUUGGGGUUUGGGCGACCACACAAGACAAGCUGAUUUUGUUUGUAGAUUUGUAGAUAGAGUUCCACGAAAACAAAUAACAGCAUCAGUUAAUGGACACUCACGGCGCCACUGGUCCUUUCAAUAUUAUUUAUAUGAAGAUGGCGAUAGAAAAAGGGUCUGCAAAAAAUGUUUCUUGAUACUCUGUGUAUUAGUGAUAUGUGGCUACAAACUAUUUACAAAAAAAUGGACAAAGAAGGCACUGGGCUUAUAG